AUAAAUUAAAAUUGUAUUGUUUCUUUUCAUUAGACCUUUUUUGGAAGGAAUAGGGGCAAACAGCAAGUCCUACCCCUAACCCUAACUUGGAACCUUCUUCCUUCAGAUUCAUCCGUACCGCUAGUUAUAUUACUGGAUUCGGGGCAGAUUGCUGUUACCGUGUUUCUCCGCUUUCAUUUAUAAGAUGCACUUCUGGUCAUCAUUUUACCAACAUGCAGGUUUUGAGUUGUUGGUUUUUGAAUAUAAAUGGACGCCAAACGGUUCAUCCAGCUGGUUGAGGAGAAGAAGAAGAAGAUUAUGGAGAGAAAGGAAGCUCCUCUGAAAUGGGAGCAGAAGCUGGAAGCUGCUGCUGAAACUAAAGAGAGGAAGCUGAAGGCUACAAAGCAUAAAAAAAGAUCUGGCUCUGAUAGUGACAGUGAUAAUGACAGUGAUGAUGAGAGUAGAAAGACAAGUAAAAGAUCUCACAGGAAGCACAGAAAGCAUUCUCACUAUGACUCUGGUGACCAUGAGAAAAGGAAAGAAAAAAGUUCCAAACGGAAAACAAAGAAAUCGUCCUCUGAGACUAGUGAUUAUGAUGACUUUGAGAGUAGCUCUGAGGAGGAGAGAAGAAAGAAGAAGCAAAGCAAGAAGCUGAGAGAUCGAGGUUCAAGAUCAGAUUCUAGCGACUCUGAUUCUAUUGCUGAUGAAUUAAGCAAGAGGAAAAGGCACCACAAACGGCAACGCCCAUCAAAAUUUAGUGGAUCAGACUACUCUACUGAAGAAGGAGAUAGUCUAGUUCGGAAAAGAAAUCAUGGAAAACAUAGCAAACGCCAUCGACGAUCAGAAUCUAGUGAAUCUGACUUGUCAAGUGAUGAAAGUGAUGAUGCUCCCCGUAAGAAAGGUCAUAGAAAGCACCAUAAACAUCACAAGCGAUCACAUAAUGUGGAGCUGAGGUCAUCUGAUUCUGAUUAUCAUCACAGUCAUGGUCAAAGAAGCAGAUCAAAGUCAUUGGAAGAAAAUUCUGAAGAUGAAAGCAAAAGAUCAAUGCAUAAGAAGUCUGAUCGCCACCACCAUCAUCGCCGCCACCACCAUCAUCAUCACAAACAUCGGCACCACCUGGAUGAUGAGAGAAAUCACAUGCAACAACACUCCCCUAAAUACAAUGGAAAGCAUGAUGAGAAGUUAGACAAAACUGAAACCGAUAAAAAGGAUGGUGGUCAUCAUGAAAGUAGAGCUAUGGUCGAGAAUAAUGAUGGUCAAAUUGUUUGAUUUUUGAGAAUGAAUCUGUUGUGGUGGUUCUGUACUGAUUGGCAGCUGACUAUCUGAUAUCCAAAUUAAAGUUAAAGGAACAAUUUCAUUAUUUAUGUCGGAUGUAAUAUUGUCGGCAGUUAUUGUCUAUGGAAACUUUGUUGGGUAAUUGUUGGCUGUGAACAUUAAUUUGAUCCUCAUUCAACUAUAAAACAGUUGCAUUUGAAGUUUACAAAAAGAAUACUCUUGAGGUUUUUUGUGGGA
Messenger RNA from Glycine soja, 1491 nucleotides. Its product is annotated as sarcoplasmic reticulum histidine-rich calcium-binding protein-like. Bases 247 to 1248 code for a protein of 333 amino acids. Lineage: Eukaryota; Viridiplantae; Streptophyta; Magnoliopsida; Fabales; Fabaceae. The transcript has 3 exons. The record is from RefSeq and is a predicted model, not a curated record.